AUGGAUGAUGUUGGGUCUGUUGAGGACCGUCGGAAUCCACGUUCCAUUGAUGGUGACCACAAUGGGAUGCUCGUCGUCAGAGCGACACCAACGAAUUCCACCGAAUUCCACCGCUUUCCUUUCCUUCCGACCCCUGCUCUGCAAAAAAGAAGUACAAAUAUCAUGUCGGAAACAAAUGAAGAAAUGAACGCCAGACACCGCAAGGAGCUCAAGGCUUUAGAAGGCGAGAAGCGAGCCGAAACUAAAAAAACGAAAUCGACGGCUGGAAAAAAGGCCAAAGCGGCGAUUGCUACUUUGGAAGCAGAAUACGAGUCGAAAUUGAAGUGCAUGAAAGAACGACACGGAAAGGAGCUUUCGGAUGAAACCCCAGAAUUCAUCAACACUGAUUAUGCUGCAAAUAUUGAAAAGACGGGAGGAGAGGGGCCUUGCGAGCCUGUAAUCGACACGGAGGAAGUAGAGAGACAGAGGAAAGUCGAAAAAGCAAGGCUCAAAAGGGAAAAACAACGCCAGAAGGAAUUGCGGCGGGAACAGGAAAUCUCCAAGGAGACGGCGAACGCUGGUCCCCUACCAAGAGAGGUCGAAAACAAAAUAAUUUUGCAGCAGUUAGCCCCCCUCAAUAUGAUCAUUGCGGAAGUUAAAGCGGAUGGUCAUUGCCUAUACCGAGCUGUCGCGGCACAAUGCCAGUCUGAUUACCUUACGAUCAGAAAGAUGUGCUCGGAAACGUUAAAGGCUCACGAGGACGAUUUUGCGCCGUUUUGCGAAUAUACAGACACGGUACCAGACUUUCAGACCUACGUGGAGCGCGUUCGAUCGUCUGCUGACUGGGGUGGACACCUGGAACUUCGAGCAAUCUCUAUGGCUUUAAAACGCCCAGUGUGGAUUUUUUCUUCUACUUCGCCACAUCCCCUGGUGAUUGAGGAACAAAGCUCUGAUGUUGACCCAAUUAGGCUUUCGUACCACUUGAAAUAUUACGCGCUGGGCGAGCACUACAAUCAAGUCAUCAACUGCACGAGACCCAGGCCAUUCUAGUUCAUUGGAAGUCGAAAGUGGCACAGAAAAAAUCUUUCAUAGCGGGGUGUCAGGCAGUGAGUGACUAGUCACAGAUCAUUUGAUGUUUUAUGCCUGCCGGGUAUAUUGCUUUGGACGGAGCCAAGUGGAAGUAUUGAACACAUUUAUUUUCGUUGUCGUUGUAGAUGGAUAAUUG
This is a messenger RNA of Phaeodactylum tricornutum CCAP 1055/1, 1204 nucleotides long. RefSeq lists its product with no specific name. The record is from RefSeq and is a predicted model, not a curated record. Gene Ontology annotation, molecular function: cysteine-type deubiquitinase activity. The coding region runs from base 1 to 1029 and encodes 342 amino acids. Gene Ontology annotation, biological process: protein deubiquitination. NCBI's taxonomy places the organism in Eukaryota, Bacillariophyta, Bacillariophyceae, Surirellales, Neidiaceae. The transcript is spliced from 4 exons.